Molecule: messenger RNA, 1413 nt
Organism: Procambarus clarkii (red swamp crayfish)
Lineage: Eukaryota; Metazoa; Arthropoda; Malacostraca; Decapoda; Cambaridae
Source: RefSeq, a predicted model, not a curated record
AUGGUACCACGGCACACCAGUUACCCUGUUACUCCACGCCCUCCCUCCACACUCACCAUGCCAGUUACUCUUACACAGUCAACAUUCCUCCACGUUACCCAACCUCCGCGUUACCCAACCUCCACGUUACCCAACCUCCAAGUUACCCAACCUCCACGUUACCCAACCUCCGCGUUACCCAACCUCCGCGUUACCCAACCUCCACGUUACCCAACCACCGCGUUACCCAACCUCCGCGUUACCCAACCUCCGCGUUACCCAACCUCCGCGUUACCCAACCUCCACGUUACCCAACCUCCGCGUUACCCAACCACCGCGUUACCCAACCUCCGCGUUACCCAACCUCCACGUUACCCAACCUCCGCGUUACCCAACCUCCACGUUACCCAACCUCCGCGUUACCCAACCACCGCGUUACCCAACCUCCGCGUUACCCAACCUCCGCGUUACCCAACCUCCGCGUUACCCAACCACCGCGUUACCCAACCACCGCGUUACCCAACCACCGCGUUACCCAACCUCCGCGUUACCCAACCACCGCGUUACCCAACCUCCGCGUUACCCAACCUCCACGUUACCCAACCUCCGCGUUACCCAACCUCCGCGUUACCCAACCUCCACGUUACCCAACCUCCGCGUUACCCAACCUCCGCGUUACCCAACCUCCACGUUACCCAACCUCCGCGUUACCCAACCUCCGCGUUACCCAACCUCCACGUUACCCAACCUCCGCGUUACCCAACCUCCACGUUACCCAACCUCCGCGUUACCCAACCUCCACGUUACCCAACCUCCGCGUUACCCAACCUCCGCGUUACCCAACCUCCGCGUUACCCAACCUCCGCGUUACCCAACCUCCGCGUUACCCAACCUCCGCGUUACCCAACCACCACGUUACCCAACCUCCGCGUUACCCAACCUCCGCGUUACCCAACCACCACGUUACCCAACCUCCGCGUUACCCAACCUCCGCGUUACCCAACCACCACGUUACCCAACCUCCGCGUUACCCAACCUCCGCGUUACCCAACCUCCGCGUUACCCAACCACCGCGUUACCCAACCUCCACGUUACCCAACCUCCACGUUACCCAACCUCCGCGUUACCCAACCUCCGCGUUACCCAACCUCCGCGUUACCCAACCUCCGCGUUACCCAACCUCCGCGUUACCCAACCUCCGCGUUACCCAACCUCCGCGUUACCCAACCUCCGCGUUACCCAACCUCCGCGUUACCCAACCUCCGCGUUACCCAACCUCCAUCCUCACAUCUCAAGAGGGGCGACUGCUCGCAGCAUCGCUACAAAAAUAUCUCCAGAAUGCACAGUGUAAAAUUUGCAUAUCUACCACACAACCCUAAACACUGGCGGGUGUUCAGCCUGUCGUCUUCCGGGACAAGUCUACCACGUAAGUGA